Molecule: messenger RNA, 2841 nt
Organism: Adelges cooleyi (spruce gall adelgid)
Lineage: Eukaryota; Metazoa; Arthropoda; Insecta; Hemiptera; Adelgidae
Product: sodium-independent sulfate anion transporter-like
Exons: 2
Coding region: 433-2358 (641 amino acids)
Biological process (GO): transmembrane transport
Cellular component (GO): membrane
Molecular function (GO): sulfate transmembrane transporter activity
Source: RefSeq, a predicted model, not a curated record
UAGUUUUUUGCACGUAUUCGAAUAUCUACCCAUUUACCUAAUAAUGAUUAAACUGAUAAAUGUUUUUCCCCAGUAGAUACUAAUAUUGGUAUGUAUCCCUUUUGAGUUUUGGUUGCAAUAUUGUGACCGUUGACAGUGGCCUAGCCGGGUUGAACUUUUUAGAUUAUUACCUACCGGCGGUGGAGGGGAGUCAGAAUAACUAAGUGCUAAGCAUAUGAACAAACAGCACACAACAUUGCCAUUUUCCAUUGCCGAGGUCCGGUAAUGACAGUGUUCAUAUGUUUGUUUGCACUGAAAAUUGUGCCGUGCGGUUUUUUGUGUUUGCGAAACGUUUUUUCAACUUAAAGUGAGUAAGAUGCAUAUAAAUAGUAGAACGUUGUAACUGAAUUAAUUCUGGAUCGAGCAAUGUAAAAUCGUGAACGCAUUGCCACAAUGCCUACUACAAAACAAACGUCGGUAGACAGCUACGACACCGUGGGCCAAUGCACGGUGGGCAGCGAUGACUUCAUAUUGGUGGACGAGAUCGACGGCGACCGUAAGAUGAGCACCAUUGAGACGAUACAGGAGAUCCGGCCGUGGCUGAAGCACAAAAUGCGUAGCACUGUGGCGCUGAAGAACAUUCGACGGCGACUGCCCAUCCUGGAAUGGCUGCCGCGGUACACGGCGGAAGACGCUCUGGGCGACAUGGUGUCCGGCGUGACGGUCGGAUUGACCGUCAUACCGCAGUCGAUGGCGUACGCCGGGUUGGCCGGUUUACCGCCGCAGUUCGGUCUUUACGGGUCGUUCUUGGGCGCGCUCGUCUACACCUUCUUUGGAAGCUGCAAAGACGUCCCAAUGGGCCCCACGGCCAUUGUGGCCUUGAUGACUUACAACACGCUGCACGGACACGGCCCAGUGUAUGCCACACUGUUGUGUUUCCUGACCGGUGUCAUACAGCUGUCCAUGGCCGCUUGCGGCCUGGGCAUACUCAUCGACUUCGUGUCGGGCCCCGUGUCGUCGGGGUUCACGUCCGCCGUAGCGCUGUUGAUCAUCACGUCUCAGAUCAAAGAUCUGGUCGGCAUCAAGGCCACUGGUACUACGUUGUUCGAAAUGGUCGUGUCGCUCUACAAGGACAUACACAACGCGAGCACCGCUGACGCGGCCAUCGGGUUCGGUUGUAUCGCUCUGUUGCUGGCGUUGAGGAUCGUAGCGGAAACGCGCAUCGGACCCGCCGAACCGGAACGGCAAACUUGUAAACACAAAUUCGUCAACAGGAUUUUGUGGCUAGUGGGAUCGUUCAGAAAUUCGAUUAUUGUGGUCGGCUGCACCGCACUGAGUUACGUGCACAUCAUUUCGCUGGACGAGUCGACUGUUCCGUCGUACAAGAUCAUUGGCGACAUACCCGCGGGCCUGCCCGACUUCGACGUGCCCAAGUUUUCCGUGCAGAACGGCAAUGGGACGGUAGGUUUCGUGGAAAUGGUGUCGACAAUGGGCUCGGGAAUCGUCGUGCUGCCGCUGAUCGGUCUGCUCGAGAGCAUAUCGAUUUGCAAGGCGUUCGCCAACGGCAAGACGGUUGACGCCACGCAAGAGCUGUUGGCCAUCGGCUUGUGCAACAUCGGCAACGCGUUCGUGCACAGUUUCCCCGGCGGCGGCUCGUUCAGCAGGAGCGCCGUAAACAACGCCAGCGGCGUGCGCACCCCCUUAGGCGGCCUUUAUACCGCCCUACUGGUGGCAGUGGCCCUACAGUUCCUAACGCCAAACUUUUAUUACAUACCGAAGAGUUCAAUGGCCGCGGUCAUCAUAGCCGCCGUGGUGUUCAUGGUCGAGGUGCGUGUGGUCAAGCCAAUCUAUCGGUCGAAGAAAAGCGACCUCAUACCCGGCUUGUCCACUUUCGUCGCCUGCCUGCUCCUACCGUUGGAAAUCGGUGUACUAGUCGGUAUUGGACUCAACCUGAUGUCCAUACUUUACCACGCAGCCAGACCGAAAAUAUCCAUACAGAUACACAACAGCCGCGCGGGUGUCAAGUAUCUCAUGUUGACACCCGAUCGGUGUCUGGUGUUUCCGUCCGCCGACUACGUGCGCAACCUGGUCACCAAACACAGCCUAAAACGGGACAUGCCCGUGGUCAUAGAUUGUUCUCACGUGUACGGCGCCGACUUCACAGCGGCCAAGGUGAUCGAAAUGCUGUCGCAAGACUUUUCCAACCGGGGACAGGCUUUGUUUUUCUACAAUCUCAAGCCCAGCGUGGUGGAAGUGUUCAAAGGCGUGCAGCCCAAAGAUUUCGUGUUGUACUAUCACAAAAAAGAACUGGACAGGCUGUUGGCCAAGAGGGCCGCACGGGACGUCACCGCUUUGCAGCCCUUAUUGGAAAUGCUAUAACAAACACGGCUCGUACACUAAACGCGGGGCACUGUAAAUGAAAUAACGCAUAAUAUGCAUCCGUCAACCGUUUAUGGCUCGUGCACGAUCAAAUGUUUACAUUGUUAAUUAUUAGAAUUUUAAAUUGUAUACUAUUUCAUCCUUUAUUUUUAUUUUAUUUUUACCAACCCCCAACAUUUUGUCAGUUUAUAAAAAGAAAAAUUGUUUUUUUUUUUAACCAAUAUAAUAUAAUACACUUUAUUGUCCAAGAAACACUGAGCAGAGUUGGACAUUAAUAGAUCAAUAAUUCUGUAGUGUUUGGGCAAAAUUAUGUUUAUUCAGUUAAGUUUGUGAUAUGAGAAGUCGACUAUGUUCCUAACUCGAAUGUGGAUUCAAUGAUUUGAUGUUUGAUAACAUUGUGCUAUUGAUCACAAAACGUAUAGAUAUUUUCGAGUUCUAUUUGGUUUUCCAUUAAAAUCUACAUUCAUAGGCUUUGAUGAAAGA